This is a messenger RNA of Galendromus occidentalis (western predatory mite), 5694 nucleotides long. RefSeq lists its product as uncharacterized. Lineage: Eukaryota; Metazoa; Arthropoda; Arachnida; Mesostigmata; Phytoseiidae. The coding region runs from base 1 to 5694 and encodes 1897 amino acids. The record is from RefSeq and is a predicted model, not a curated record. The transcript has 14 exons.
AUGAGCGGCUCGAUGGCAAAGGUGUGCUUCGUGUGUGGAGGAGUUCCCGCGAGACUCGUUCUCUUCACGAAACAGGUUGUCGAUGCCAACGGAAUCUGUCUGCCGUAUUUUCCGUUCCUCGAAAAGCAUACCGCACCCCAAGGUGCCGAACGAGCUUCAGCGGAUGGUCGUGUUCUCGCUUGCAACGUCUGUCACGCGCUCCUGCAGCAGCAGUGGGAAACGCACGAAAUUCAACGAACACCCCAUUCUAAACGAACUUACUGGUUGAAGCGUGUAGAUAAUGGACCCUUCAGCGGACUUGAUCUCCGACAAGAAGACUAUCAAUCUCAUAAUAACCCCCAACUACAACACAAUCCGAAUCAGCAGCAGCACCAACAAAACAGCCAACAGCAGCUGCAGCCGCAGUAUUUCGGCGCUCAGCAAAUGCCCUUGAAUUACCGUACGUCGACGACGUCCUCGACGACCCCCGCAUCAGUGAAAGAACCGAUCUCGAGGACACCAGUGAGUUCAUCGAAUCAAAAUGACUCCAAUGGACAGAAUAUCCUCGACCUCUCGAAACCUGUGGGUCGUGUGAACUCCGAGAAGACUGAUAUCAUGAGCAACAACAAUAACACGAUCGCGUACGACUUUUCGAAACAGAGCGGCCAGACGACCGCGGACAAAAAGGAAUGCGACCGUACGCUGGAGAUCUCUUCUCAGAGGGACGGUGCUUCGGAGACGUCGGACGUCUGUUACGUAUGCGGAGGUCGGGUGAAACGAGGAACUUUGUUAAAUAUCUUCGCGAAACGCAUCGCGAACUGCCCGUUCUUCCCGAGUCUGCUGAACCACGAGAGACCGCCCCGAAGUUUUCCUGUCGACCACGCGAUGGGACGCAUCAAGGCGUGCCAGUCGUGUCACGCGUUUUUAUUGCACCAAUGGGACGCCUACCAAAAAUUGAACGUGCCGCCGAACGAACGCCACUACCAAAUGCCCCCGCCCCGGGCCUCGGGCUGUCCCGCUCUACCGAUGGGCACUUUGCCCCCGCCCACGAUCGUUCAUAAGGCCAAGGAGAUGACCGUUGCUCCUUCGGCACCCGCGCCUUUCAACCCGAGUGCGGGGAACUUCGUCUGUUUGACGUGUGGGAACGAGCAGCCGUCGUCCAUACAUCGACUCGUAUCGACUACGGCGCAGGCGGACAACGAGUCGUACUUCGGCUUCCUCCGGCGACUGAAACCCCCACCCGGAGCGCCCCCAAUGAACGCUAAAGGUCAAGUCGUCAUUUGUUCUCCUUGUUACAAGAACUUGCAGCGUCAGCACCGGGUUUUCGAAAUAUCAAAAGUUCCCGAACACAAGAGAAACUACAAAGUGAUGAUCAACAGCGAACAGCUCGAAGCUCAAGCGUGUCCACCGUCGUCGUCAUCGCCGUCACCGUCGUUGGGCCAAUCGGCACCGUCGUCCCACCAUUCGCUGCCGGCAGCGACGAACCUCAAAACACAGGCGGCGGCUACUGCUCCCACUGUCCCCUCCAGCACACAGGCGGUCAAGACGACGAGUGCAACAACGACCCUGAAGUUGGCCACGACCAACCCCAUUUCUCGCUCGUCGAACGGUCCAAAGUACGUCGGCUGUUACAUUUGUGAGAAGAUUGGACCCAUCGACAUGCUCGUUCCCGUCGAUACUGCGCUCAAUCGAGAAGGCCGAGCCUUCUUCCCGGUUAUCGAAGAUCUACCCCGACCGAUCGCCGCUAUGCCGAUGGACUCCGCGGGAAAAGUUCUCUUGUGCAACGAUUGUCGGAACAACCUGAUGUUGCAGUGGUCGACGUUCGAAACGACGGGAAUCCCGUACAAACACCGAGUGUACCAAGUCAACACUACUCCAUCACCGACCGGCGGGACUUCUGUUUUCCAAGCGAUGAAAACAGGCCCGUCGAGGCUUCCGGUGAUCUCUCAGGCGAGCUCGGCUCGCUCGAGCAACGAAAACGCUGCGCUCCGAGUGCAGGUGUUGGCGACCGCCGGCGAGGCAGCGGCCAGCGGGCAUCCUUCCGCUUGCCAGACAUUACUGACGACGGUUCCUACGAGCUCGACGUAUUCGACUCCGAGCGUAGCUCAAGCAUCUACGAAAGCAGCCGCGGCGGGCCAGUUCGUCGGCUUGGAUCUCAAGGUUUCGCGACCGAAAGCGGCCGUGAGCCCUGUCAACAUGGCAUCGUCGAACCUUCCUCAGCAUGUGGCAACGCAGCCGAGCGCUUCUGAGCACGACUGCUUUUUUUGUGCGGAGCGUACGUCGACAAUGUAUACCGUAUGCGCGCAUCCAGUCGACGACCAGUCGGCGUUUUUCCCGAUCAUAACGCGAAUUCUCGAUGCUCGCCGAGCGGCGGCACUGUCUCAAGACAUGAUCAUCGAUAAUAAUCAUACGGAGGGAACGGUGGUCACCUGCAGCUUCUGCUACCACUCGCUCAUGGCUCAGUGGUCGGCGUACGAGAUGUCGCCGCAUAUCGAGGAUCGGGACCGAGUGAAUCGGAAGUACAAUACACACGACUACGUGUGCUACAUAUGCGGCAUCAUCACAUACCGGAAGCGUGUUCGUUGCAUUACUGUCAAGGACUUCCCGUUUUUGAUGUCGCAUCCCCGGCACGGAGGCGCGUUGCAGCUGCACCAAUUCGAGAGCGUUGUCACCUGUCUGACUUGCUUCGAAGGCCUAACGGGCCAGUGGCGAGAAUACGAGAGAUUGCGAGUCCCCCUGGAAAUGCGGAAGUACAACUGGAUAGCGGUCCCGCCCCCGCCAGAGCAGGAUGAAGACAGUAAUGGAGCGCCUUGUUCAGGAGAUGGUUUUCCAGUCGCCAGCGCAACCUCCCAUGGGAACGGCUCUGUUAACUCCGGGGGUAAACACAGCAAUCGGUCAUCGAAUCAAACCCAAUCGGGAUCGCAGUUCAGUCCUCUGAAUGGAUUCCUGCCUCAAGGAAACGGUGGUCGUCCGUUAAGCGGAGCGAGAACGUCCAGUUACGCUGCUGCUCUUCGGAAAUUAGCCAAACAAGCCGUCGAUCCCGCGGAUGUCGGCAAGGAACCCCGCUCUCCGGGCAUGCAGGCCAUGUCUCCGUCGCCUUUGCCCAACGGAGCUCUACCCUCAAACGUUCCCGUGCCCUUAACGUCAUCGUCGACGUUAUUGUUGCCAACGUCGGCUGCGGCGUUGGCAAGCUCAACAAUCUUGUCAUCAGUGGCAUCGUCCCCGUCGGGAAUCAUCUCAACCUCCACCUCGACGGCCACCAACAAGCCAAAACAUUGUCCUUCACCUAAUACUGGGACAGAUUCCCGAAAACCGAUUGACCUGACGAGCACAAUAGCCGAGCCGCAAAAGAAACAGCAACCUUCGCCCAGCAGAGGAUUCCAACCUUACAGAGCGGGCUCAUCCUCAAUAAUCUCAAACGGGUCCUCGUCGCAAGCCUCCGAUUCCGUGUCUCCAACAUUGAUUCCCCAUCCCUCACCGUUGGCUCCAUCAUACGACUACAACCAAUAUCUCCUCCAUCAUCACCAGCAAAUGGCCGCCGUUCAAGGCGGUCAUCCUGCGUUCCGACUCGAUGAUCCGAUGCUUUUCGAUCCGCGUUACGCUCCCCAAUUGACUUAUCCAUACAUUCCCGCCGGAGCGUCUCUUCCCGGGACACAACGGAGCGAUGAAUCCAAACGAGGUCCCGCAACGUCUCGGGGUUCUAUAAUUCAGGGAACCCCGCGUUCAGAAGCAUCUACGCCAUCUUCGUCGCUUAGCCUGUCGAAAUCGGUGACUGAGGGUCUUUCGGAAGCUUCCGAUCUGUCCGCGUACGGCCUAGCCGGAAUCCCCGGACCCCACAACGAUCCUCAGUGGUUCGCACAAGCGAGACUCGACAUCGAGAAGCGCAAGGAGUUGCAGUUUCAGCAUGAACUCUACUUGAGGGAACAGCAGGGGGUCGCUCGCGCUCAAAGCCAAACAUCGUCGCGGAAUGCCAGGGCAGCUGCUCAGGAUCCGGGUAAAGUCCCGUCGUCCUCACCACAUCCUCAGCCGGUCGGUGGUCUGCAGCAUCAUCAAAGCUCGAAGUUCAUGCAGGUCACCCCCCAAACGAGUGGAACGAACGGCGCGAAAAUCCCCUCCAUACCUACAAGCUUGGCCGGACAGCCCUUGUCCAUGUCCGGACUUCCUGUUCAGGGUCUCAAUCUCAGUCAUACAUCGGGCGGAGCAUUUACGCAGAUCAUGCCGAACUCCCUCAAUGAGAACAAUAACGUGAUCAAUUUCGGGGAAGAAGGUAUGCACGCGCGAUUAUUGGAGACCCAGAACAAGCACAAAGUAGUCAAACCAACGGUGAUUCAGCAGAACGGCAUUCCACCGUUCUACUCACCGUUCUCAGCUGAUUCGCUCCUGGGGCAUCCAGGUGUCUCGUACGCUAUUCCCGUGCCGUACGCGGGUCCCGGCAGCGCGUCAUACUCGGAAAAUGUUGCUCCCGUGAACGCAGAGAAGGAACAAAUGAUUGUGGAAGCACCAUUGUUCGGACUCGCGCCUAUUCCGGUAGAACGUGACGAGGAGGGUAUCAUGUCAGCGCUCGAUCUACAAGUCAAGGAUAAAGACGCUGUAGGGGGCUUCAUCGAGAGAGACUUCAACGUGUUCAGCGUGACGUGGACGGGACCCAAAGCAAAGCUUGAGUGCGAUGACAAGAAACUCGAGUUCCUUGAAAGCUUCGGAUUGACGACUCACAGAAAAGUGAAACGACUCCAAUGUCAGCAGCUCGUCUGCAAGCGAAAGCAUGAUGAGCCCCUGCUCAUCGAAGAGACGGAGGAAUUAUCCGAGAAGUUUUGGAAGCGUCUCUUAUUGCUCGAUAUCGAACAAAGCGUCCCGGAAGCGCGCGAUUCGACACCGAAGACCUCGAGCUCGAAACCAGAACCGCAUUUACUAAAUGCGCUCGACCUGGCCGCCGCGGUCUCGAACAAGACAGACGUCGAGUUGCGAUGGCGAGCCAUUCUGAAAGAUCGAGCGAGACGGUAUAACAUCAUGCUGCCUGAGCCGAAGAGAAACCUGAGAACGCAGGACAGAGCCAGCGAGGCGUUCGACGAGUCACUCCUGAAAAAGGCACGAUUUGAUCCCAAAAGCUUCGCUCAGGAGUUCCACGAGUCUGUGCUGAAGGAUACUAGGGAAAAACUCGGCUACGUCGAGGAGCUCUCCCCAGAAAAUCCGUUCAGCGGUGUCUCGCUGCCUUCAUUCACGCGUAUCAUCAGUUCGAGGGAUUCUAGCCGAUGCGACGAUACUGGUUCAUGUGAGGCGUCUUCUGUCAAUAGACCGCGACGCGUGCAUCCAGCUUUCCGAGUGGGUUUGGCUGGCGAGCAGAGUGAGCCAAGCCCGUCUCCUGAACCUUCCCAGACACCGUUCCAGUGGCCAGGCGUUGAAAUCAUGAUGGAGGCUUACCACCGAUAUCAUGAGCUCCUCGCUCAGGAACAGCGGUAUCUGCGGGAGAAGUUCGAGAAGCACAAGGAGCAAGGAGUUCGACUGCAGCAGGAGUUCGCAGAGGUCAAAGCGCAUAUGGAGAAACUUGAAGAAGCGAGUCGGACGGAGCAGAAGGAACUCGAGGCCAAGGAGCGCGCCGCGGAGAAACUCCUCUCUCGAAUAAAAUUCCUCCGUCAGCUCGGGAGCAAAGCGUCGACAACACCAACGACGACGACAUCGACAACAGUGGAAACAUCGAUUUGCAACGGACACUGCUAG